AGAAAUACAAGAUGGCGGAGAGUGCGGAACUGAAGCAGAUGGUGAUGAGCCUGCGCGUGUCGGAGCUGCAAGUGCUGCUGGGAUACGCCGGCCGAAACAAACAUGGCCGAAAACAUGAGCUCCUGACCAAAGCCCUGCAUCUGCUGAAGGCUGGCUGCAGUCCUGCCGUACACCUGAAAAUCAAGGAACUAUACCGGCGUCGCUUCCCAGCCAAGAUCAUGUCCCACACAGAGCUUCCACUGAGCGGGCCCCACCACCCGGCAGCUGGAGGGGGUGCCGCUCUGCCUGGGCUCACACAGCUGGCGUACGAGGCCCAGGCGGGUCACGGGGGAGCGCCCUCGCCCGCCGCCCUCCUGCCCCUAUCUUUGCUGGGCCCUGGCAAGCACGAGCUGAGUCCCCUGAGCCACCGUCUGGGCAGCACCGGCUCCCUGCACCCCGUCCACCCUGACGUCAAACUGCAGCGGCUGCCCUUCUACGACCUACUGGAUGAGCUCAUCAAGCCCACUAGCCUCGCAUCGGACAGCAGCCAGCGUUUCCAGGAGACGUGCUUUGCAUUCGCCCUGACACCUCAGCAGGUGCAGCAGAUCAGCAGCUCCAUGGACAUCUCGGGGACCAAGUGUGACUUCUCGGUCCAGGUCCAGCUGCGCUUUUGUCUGUCGGAGACCAGCUGUCCCCAAGACGACCACUUUCCCCAAAAUCUGUGUGUCAAAGUCAAUGGCAAGCCCUGCAACCUGCCCGGUUAUCUGCCUCCGACCAAAAAUGGCGUGGAGCCCAAGAGGCCCAGCAGACCCAUCAACAUCACGUCCCUGGUGCGGCUGUCCACCACUGUGCCCAACACCAUCGUAGUGUCCUGGACUGGCGAGAUUGGAAGGAGUUACUCUAUGGCUGUGUACCUGGUGAAGCAGCAGUCGUCCUCAGUGCUGUUGCAGAGGCUGAGGGCCAAAGGCAUCAGGAACCCGGACCACUCCAGAGCCCUCAUCAAAGAGAAGCUGACCGCAGACCCAGACAGUGAGAUCGCCACUACCAGCCUCCGUGUGUCCCUGCUCUGCCCGUUGGGGAAGAUGCGAUUGACGGUGCCAUGUCGGGCGCUCACCUGCUCUCACCUGCAGUGCUUCGAUGCCACGCUCUACCUCCAGAUGAAUGAGAAGAAGCCCACCUGGGUGUGCCCCGUGUGUGACAAGAAGGCGCCCUACGGGCACCUCAUCAUUGAUGGGCUCUUUGUGGAAAUCCUCAACAACUGCACCGACUGUGACGAGAUUCAGUUCAAGGAGGAUGGCAGCUGGGCCCCCAUGAGGGCAAAGAAAGAAGUGCAGGAGGUUUCUGCUGCCUCCUACAACGGGCUGGACGACCACCUCAGCUCCUCCUCUUCCUCAGCCCUCUCCAACAACAACCACAGCAGCAGCAGCAGCAGUAAGAGGGUGGAAGUGAUUGACCUUACCCUGGACAGCUCCUCUGAGGAUGAGGGCCCGGAGUCCCCCACCCUGGUCCCUGCACCUGUCUCGGCUCCUGCCCCAGCCCCUACACCUGCACCUGUCCCUACUCCCGCCUCGACACCUGCCGCUCCUCCGCAGCACCAGAUUCACACACAGCCUCCACCCGUCAAGAGAGCCUGCCCUUCUCUGUCCCCAACGUCACCCCCUGUCAUCAACAAAGGAGUGUUGAACCUGCACCACCAAGCGUCCCCUGUGAGCCGUACACCCAGCAUGCCCACAGUGGAGACAGGUUACGUCCCCCCAGUACCCCCUCUCAUCCAGGACUAUCGGCCGUACUACCACACGCCCAACGACCUAUCAGAGUUGAGCUUCUUCUCUUUUCUCCAAGGCGACAAUCAUCAGCAUUACAACAUGGUCAUGGCCGCCGCCGCCGCCGCUGCCUCCGCCUCCGACGACCACGAGCUGCUCCUCAACCGCUUCCUGCCCUACAGCACUUCCUCCUCAGGCCACUCCCACAUGUACCUCAGCCAAUCGGGCGCCACCUCCGUCCCCUCGCUGACCACACCCACCAACGGCAUCAGCAGCAGCAGCUCGUCCAGCACCCACAGCAGCACCCACAGCAGCACCCACAGCAGCAUCCACAGCAGCACCCAUAACAGCACCCACAACCACCACGAUAGCCACUUAAGGGACCCCCACCUGAAUACUCACCCUCCCUCACAUGCCUCCACGCACAGCGCACAUCACCCAGGGGUGCUAGCCAGCCGCGCCAGCGGUGAAGCAGCUCUGGCAGCAAUAUACGGAGGAAUACCAGACAUCAUAUCAUUAGACUGACUAAAAAACAGCUUGGACCUAAAAAAAAUUACUGAUUUUGGUGACCUGCAGGGUAAACCUUUUGGAGUCUUUUGGCUACAGACUGCCUAGGAGCACCACAAAGGCCGGAGCGGUGAGGACGACUAGCCCCAGAUCCCGAAGUCUGGGAAGGAGGGAGGCUUGUGCACAGAACCCGGUACAGAUGUGGCACAAAACAUGUAAUGACCUUUUGUUAUGAAAGGGGGCACUGUGUACAGAGAACAAAAUCUAUUUUCCUCCUACUUUUGUACGCUGAGGCCGACCACAGCCUAGUGCUGCUUCAAGAACAGCUUUCACCCUCUCAAGGCUUGGACUGUACAUUUUCCUUGAUUGCCAUGUACACAUUUUUUUCUCCCCUACCAGACCUUUC
Molecule: messenger RNA, 2655 nt
Organism: Periophthalmus magnuspinnatus
Lineage: Eukaryota; Metazoa; Chordata; Actinopteri; Gobiiformes; Gobiidae
Gene: pias1a
Product: protein inhibitor of activated STAT, 1a
Exons: 13
Coding region: 12-2267 (751 amino acids)
Biological process (GO): regulation of transcription by RNA polymerase II; protein sumoylation
Molecular function (GO): zinc ion binding; transcription coregulator activity; SUMO ligase activity
Source: RefSeq, a predicted model, not a curated record